Molecule: messenger RNA, 356 nt
Organism: Aspergillus vadensis CBS 113365
Lineage: Eukaryota; Fungi; Ascomycota; Eurotiomycetes; Eurotiales; Aspergillaceae
Exons: 1
Coding region: 69-233 (54 amino acids)
Source: RefSeq, a predicted model, not a curated record
UUGCACCGCUACAUCCGCCGCUCUGACCUGACCGUUCUCCAUUGAACUCUCUCCUCCAAUCCGUCAUCAUGGUCGUCUACUACCAGAUCGCCGGCAAGCAGGUCGGCUCCCACGUUGUACGUCUCCGUUGCCGCCCCGUUGCAACCCUCCCCUGUCCCGGGACCAAUCUCUGCCGAGGUCAUAACAUCGGCCGAUGGCACACCCUGCCAGCUGCCUGGGAACUCUCACACUGACUACUUGACUCUUUAUAGCUCGCCAUGAGCGUUCUCGGUGCUCUCUUCGGCGGUGUUGGUCUCGCUACCCGUGGUGGUGGUCAGCCCAAGCCUGCCACCCCUCCCAUCCAGGCUUCCUCCAAG